AAGAAGUUUAUUUUAUCGUGGUAAUGGUUGGUGUUUUGUUGAUGUCUGCUCAUGUGUGGAUUUGUACACGUUUGAUCAUUCUGAAUGUAAUCGAAGAAGUGUCUUUUUAUUCUCCGUGACGACGUCGUCUUUAUACCACAACAGCAACAUAAGUUCUGAAAUGUAAAUUUAUACUUUAGUUUCAAAGUGAAGCUUGUAACGAAAGUGAGAGGAUUAUGGUUCAGUCAGUGAAUUAUCAAGUGAGAACGUAUAAAUAUAUCAAGACAUCUGUUCCGUCGUCUUACACCUCAAUGUUCAGCACAGAAAUGGGGCAAGACAUUAGCGUUUACAGAGAAUCUUGUUUUGUUGUAAGCUGGCGGGUGCGAAUUUCCCCUCGACGCAAGUAGCAGUUGGUGGUGGUACAGCCAUCAAGAUGAUGAAUCCUCGUGACGAUUACAGGAAGACCAUCAUUGGAGCCCAACCGGGGGAUUCUGUCUCGGAGGAAUCUGAUGGCGAUUCUGGAGUAUGUGGCACAAUCCUCAUGGGACUGUCCUGGGUUCUCAUCAUCUUUACCCUGCCGUUCUCACUCUGCGUGUGUUUCAAGGUGGUGCAGGAAUAUGAACGAGCUGUGAUAUUUCGUCUGGGUCGACUCAUGUCUGGGGGUGCUAAGGGACCAGGCAUUUUCUUUAUCUUGCCCUGCAUCGACGCCUAUGCUAGGGUAGACCUUCGCACCCGUACCUACGACGUCCCUCCCCAGGAGGUGCUCACAAAAGACAGUGUCACUGUGUCGGUGGAUGCUGUGGUAUACUAUCGCGUGUCCAAUGCCACCAUCUCGGUGGCCAACGUGGAGAAUGCACAUCACUCAACUCGUUUACUGGCACAGACCACCCUAAGGAACACACUCGGGAUGCGACCCUUGCACGAGAUCCUUAGUGACAGGGACACGAUUUCCAGCAGCAUGCAGAUCACACUGGAUGGAGCAACGGAUGCCUGGGGCAUCAAGGUGGAGCGUGUUGAGAUCAAAGAUGUUCGUUUACCUGUGCAACUCCAGAGGGCAAUGGCAGCCGAAGCCGAGGCUGCAAGAGAGGCUCGUGCGAAGGUGAUUGCUGCUGAAGGUGAACAGAGAGCCUCACGGGCUCUGCGUGAGGCCGCAGAGGUUAUUGGAGAUUCUCCAGCUGCUCUACAACUGCGCUAUCUCCAGACUCUGAACACCAUCUCAGCAGAGAAGAACUCCACCAUUGUAUUCCCUCUACCAAUUGACCUCCUCACGUACUUUGUGAAGGCUCGGGAAGCUUCAUCCAAAUAGUAAAUAUAUUUUUAUUAAUCUUCAGCACUGAUUUCAAAGCACAAUGUCACAAAUAAUCAUGGCUGAGGUAUCACAAGGUGUACAAGAACAAAUGCAAUCUUUUUGGGAGUGCAUAUUGAAAGUGAUUUAUUAAAUGUGAAAACAUAUUUAUAAAUGUUUUAUUUCACAAACUAAUCACAGUUGUAGUGUUCAGACUUUCUUUCAGUUUCUUUGUGUCAAUGUAAAAUUUAAAACAAAUGACUUAAUCUACGUUCCCAACUAGUCUUUCAGCUGACUUUGAUGGUCCAACACCUUCGUGUUUUUUGUAAUUACAUUUUUGUAACGGACACGUGUAGUAGCUGUCCCUCUAUGAUAAAACAGACUAGUGAAUCUAAGUGGAAUGCUCAAAGAUUUUACUGUGUCUGUCAGUAUUUAUUGUAUUAUCCACCGGCAUAAAAAAGGCAAGACUUUUUAUAUGAUGGAUUGCCUUUUUCAUUAACUGUCCAAGGCUGUGCUUAUAGUAAAUAUGGGUGAAAUUUUGACGACAGGAUGUCGCUGUAAUGCAGUUGCCGAUAUCUUGGAAGCAACAACAAAAACAAAUUAACAUUAUUAUUUUUAUUAUAUUGUGUAGUGAACUGAAAUUUGGUAAUAAUAUAAUUAAUUAAAAUGCAAGUGUUGCAUUUGAAUGCAGAUUACAUUCAGUUUAGUUCUUACAGUCUGUUAUAAGCUGGUACAAUAAACAUAUUGGUAUUUUAA
This is a messenger RNA of Zootermopsis nevadensis, 2020 nucleotides long. Its product is annotated as band 7 protein AGAP004871. Lineage: Eukaryota; Metazoa; Arthropoda; Insecta; Blattodea; Termopsidae. Gene Ontology annotation, cellular component: plasma membrane. The record is from RefSeq and is a predicted model, not a curated record.